Messenger RNA from Paramecium octaurelia, 703 nucleotides. Lineage: Eukaryota; Ciliophora; Oligohymenophorea; Peniculida; Parameciidae. The record is from the annotation of a GenBank genome assembly.
AUGAUUCAUGCUUGUCAGGAGAUUUAGUAGUAGUGUCAUAGUAAAAUAAAUUCAUGUUUCUUUGGUGAUUCCGUCAGAUAAAACAAACAGUUACUAUUGUCAAAAACACGACCAUCAAGACGUUAUGAAUCUACGUUUGCAAUUUCUGAGAAUUUGAAACAAAUUUCUGAGUCUGGACUACAAAGUUUUAAAUCUCCAUUAUGAUUAUGAUGAUGAUACAAGACAUAUAAUUUCCUACUUAUAAAAGCUGAUCGUUCAGGUAAAAAGAGAUAGAAAAUAUCUAGGAAUACAGUCUGACUUUUAAUCUUAAAAAUUAUUUUGGACAAAGGCUUUUAUUCUACAAGUAGACAUACAGAUAACUAUUUCAUCAAUAUCGAGUCAUAAAUGUUAUGAUCAUUCCAGCUAGUAGGUCCUCUUUGUAAUUAUGUAGGACAAUACCAAAUGCAGCUUUAAAAUUGAAUGCUAUGCAAACACAGGUAACCGAAUAACUUCAGUAAACAGUAAAUUGUUUUCUGUCUAAAAAGUACUCAUUAAACUCUAGUAAAUGUAAAUGAAUUUGAAUAAAAUUAAUCGCACAAGUCACGCAACUACUAGAUUCCGAAUUGCUUCAUGCAACUCAAGGAUAAGAGCAGAUCGUAAAAUUUGUACCAUUUCUGAAACCAAAAAUAGUAAAACUGGUUAAAUUCUAAAAAAUGAAGUAUGA